AGAAAAUGUUUCAUUCAAUGCAACUCGCAAAAAUGAGAUUCGUUUUGUUGGGUACUGUCUUGUGUCUCUACGUCCAUCACAUUUCCGGUCAUGGGAUGUUGAUGGAACCCCCAAAUCGCAGCUCUUUGUGGCGCUUCAACCCCAACGCUCCUGUCAACUACGACGAUGACCAAAAUUACUGUGGGGGUAUGAAUGUCCAAUGGGACCAAUUCGGUGGCAAAUGCGGUGUCUGUGGUGACCAAUACGACGACCCCCACCCACAAGCCAACGAAAAUACGGGAAAAUAUGGUCAAGGAAUAAUCGCCAAGGAAUAUACAGCUGGGAGUGUUAUCGAUGUCCAGGUUGUGCUUACCACCAACCAUAUGGGCUAUUUCAACUUCAGUUUGUGCGUUUUGGAAGAUCCUAAUGCGCCAGAAUCAGGAGAAGAGUGUUUCAAACCGAUCACGUUGGGUGAUGGGUCAGAUAAGUAUGUUUUGCCCAACACGGAAGAAGAGGACAAUGAUACCAUUAAUACCACUGUUAAAUUGCCCGAUGGUCUCACUUGUGACCGGUGUGUUUUGAGAUGGACCUACACUGCCGGAAAUAACUGGGGACAGUGCGAGGACGGGUCUUACGAUGAAGGCUGUGGACCACAAGAAACUUUCCGCUCUUGUACAGAUAUUGCCAUCCACUAAUAAUAUUGACUGUACAUAAUAAUUAUAAUAAAUCCUUUCAAAGUUA
This is a messenger RNA of Tribolium castaneum (red flour beetle), 720 nucleotides long. RefSeq lists its product as uncharacterized. Bases 6 to 674 code for a protein of 222 amino acids. Lineage: Eukaryota; Metazoa; Arthropoda; Insecta; Coleoptera; Tenebrionidae. The transcript is spliced from 3 exons. The record is from RefSeq and is a predicted model, not a curated record.